Molecule: messenger RNA, 249 nt
Organism: Sparassis crispa
Lineage: Eukaryota; Fungi; Basidiomycota; Agaricomycetes; Polyporales; Sparassidaceae
Exons: 1
Coding region: 1-249 (82 amino acids)
Source: RefSeq, a predicted model, not a curated record
AUGUGGUCCGUCCUGCACAUACCGUCGCAUACCAGCUCGCCCGCUGCUCGCCCCCUGCCCACUGCUCACCCCCCACCCACUGCUCGCACCCAACCCCCUGCUCACACCCACCCGCUGCUCGUACCCAUCCGCUGCUCGUACCCACCUGCUGCUCGUACCCACCCGCUGCUCAUACCCCACCCGCUGAUCACCCGCCAUCCGCUGCUCACAUCCCAUCAGCCGACCACCGCCCCGGCCUGCUGCUCCUGA